Agrilus planipennis (emerald ash borer) is the source of this 4515-nucleotide messenger RNA. RefSeq names its product proteoglycan 4. NCBI's taxonomy places the organism in Eukaryota, Metazoa, Arthropoda, Insecta, Coleoptera, Buprestidae. The transcript has 6 exons. Bases 305 to 3973 code for a protein of 1222 amino acids. Gene Ontology annotation, molecular function: DNA binding; protein binding. The record is from RefSeq and is a predicted model, not a curated record.
AUCUGUAGUUAUUCUGUGAAAAUAAAAAUGUCGGUGGAUUGUUAGUGGCGGUUUUUAUACAAAUGAAAAUAUUGUGAAAUUUGUUUUCAAUGUGGACCGAUUUAUUACAGGCAAAAUAUACUUGAUGUGCUGCUAAAAACAAUACAUAUUCUAGUAGGCACCGUACAUUGAAAAGUACUUCUAUAUUGACGCUAUUCAGUUACAUAGUGACGCACUAGUAGCGUUACCCAGCAGAAGCUAUUUGGAUCGUUGUUGAUAUAGUCUAUAAAGCCAAAAUUUAUGUAUUUAUAAGUGCUGUAUUUCAAUGGAGGAAAGUGGUGCCCAAGAAAAACAAUCCACUGCAAGGCGCAAAUCAAUUCAAAAAAAUUCAGAUUCACCUACUCCAGAGGAGCCUCCGUCAUCAAUUAACGGAAAAGAACAGGAAAUGAUACAAGAUAAGGAAGCAGAGGGUGAAAAAGAUGAUAAAACAGAGGCAAAUGAAUGUUCCGAUGCUAAAGCAGCAGGUGAGAGUAAGGAAACUAGUGAACAUUCUAAGACAGGUCGUAAACGUAAAGCAAGUGAAAUGAAGUCUGAUGAUGGCAUCUUUGAUGAACCCCCUGUUAAAGAAAAGCCACAAGUUCAAGAUAAAUUAUCAGAACAUGAAAAAACAUCUACAGAUUCUGAAAUGGAAACAGAUGAUUUACGUGGCAUAGAGGAGUCGUUAAGAUCGGAAUCUGUAAAUGCUUCAUGGGACCAGACGUUUGGAAAGGGUAAAAGAGCUCGCAUUCCAAAUAAGAGAUAUAGUGAUUUUCCUCUGACACCUUCAAGGGUAAAGUCAAACAUUACUGAACACAUUGACCAAGUUCAUAAUGGGGAGGCAAAAGAAAAUAUUGAAUCUGAAAGCGGAUCGACGUCUGAUUUGUCUGGUUCAAAAUCAAGUCAUACAAGUAGUCCAGCUGGUUCCGUUUACAAGAAAACCAAAGCACCCGUAAAUUUGAAUAACCCAGAUUUUUUGAAACCGUUCCAGUAUGGUUGGAAAAGAGAGCUAGUAUAUAGAGCUACAACGGAUAAUCUGAACAAGAGAAACGGUGACAUAUAUUACUACACACCCAGCGGUAAGAAAGUACGCUCAAUGAGAGAGGUCGCAGAGAAUCUAAAGGAUCGAAAUUUAUCGUUGAGUAAUUUUACUUUCUUUAAAGAGCCUUUAGGUUUGAAUGACCCAGAAAAAGAAACAAUACGGGAUGCAAAAGUUAAGUCUGGCUCUGAAAAGAAAUUUGUUGCGGCCUCGUCCCGCACUACAAAAUCAUCAGGUACUUCAAGUCCGGCAGUUUCAUCACCUGUACUUCCUACAUCGAUUACAGAAACUAAAGAACCAACAGCAGCAUUAGAAGCCCCCAAAAUUACUGAACCUGCAACGCCAAAACAAAAAAAGAAUGUAGCAGCUAACUUGAAGGUUAAAUUGACACCGUCAAAAAGCAAAGCUGCUAAAGCAAAACCCAAGAAGAAAGAGGAGGAAUUGCAGAUGGGGACUUUACCACCGACCUGGCAAAGUCCACCAAAGAAGAGUCCAACAAAGGCUACCAGUGACAUGGACAAAAGGUGUCAGCCGUGUUCGAUACGUUGCGAAGGCGUCUCGGGUCCAAUACCGAAUCUCCAGUGCCGCAUUUGUUUGUGCUUGUAUCAUAACGAAUGUGUCGGCCUGUCGCCGCAUGUGGCCAUUGCAGAUUAUGUGUGCAAGAACUGCCAGCUUGGUCCGGAUGAGAGUUCAGCCUCUGCGUCAGCAGUGGGCCCACCUCCUCCUCCUCCACCACCUCCUCUCACUCCCGUUAACACUAUAAAGACGUUAUCGGUUGCAGCUACCGCGUCUUUACCAAAACUUCAAAGAAUUCCUAAGCCAAACGAAUUGACUACUUCCGUUAACGUAUCGUUAAAACCCCCUCCGUUAAAACCCGCCCCAACUAAUAUAUCCGAUCCUAUCCCCAGCUCAGACUUGCCUAAGCUAACCCCACGACCCGGAAUCAUAAGUUCGAUAGUUCAAAAUUCCGCAAAAACCCCUGAUACGGUUCCUAUUUCUGAGUCUAAAAGUAUCGUAGGUUCAGUAACUACUUGGUUUCCCCCAAGUUCAACAAUUCAAGUUAGUCAAAGUUUAGAUAACGUAGAAAACGCAAAUGCAACUCCUCCACCACCUCCACGACCUCAAUUUGUUGAAUAUUUUGGUAACAAGAAGUAUCUAGUAAUUCCCAAACAUAAUGUUGUCAACGUUUCACCCACUAUUGCCGCAACGGCUACAACACCAUCAAGCAGACCCGCGAACGUAGAUAGUUGUGAGGGUGGCGUUGUAGGCUUUAGCGAUACCGAAAAAACAGCAACGGAAGCUUCUUCAGGGGCGGAAACAGCUCCGACGGCGGUAACACCUGGGGGAGCUAAUAUGGAAAAUUUAGAUGCCGUAAUCAAAUCGGAACCAAUGUCUCCUAUAAGCAGUGAAAGUGUGACAAAUUUGACCGAUUUGAAUCAAUUAAACCUUUGUUCUGAUACUAAAAUUCCUUGUGAUACUCCUCCCUCUCAAGUUAUUCAUGAAGAUAAUGGAACGAAUGCGGACGUAGAAAUUAAGAGGGACAAUGGAGAAAACGAAGCUGAAUCAGAAGCGGCGGAGAAUAAAAGAAGUUCCAAACGUCUAGCAAAAUCAGCUCAACAACAAAAAUUCGAUACAACGAAAUCGCCGGAAAAACAGUUCAUGGAUAACUUUUUGCAGAAUCUGUCAUUUGGAUACAAAACUCUUUUGUGCGUGUUUCAAUACUUAAAAAUGCAAGAUUUGUUGCGUGCAAGUUGUGUGUGUAAAAUGUGGCGUGAUAUCGCCAGCCAUCCCUCUCUUUGGCACACAGUACGAAUGAAGAAUUCACAAAUACACAGUUUCGAAGGUCUUGCAGACGCAUUACAAAUUCAUGGUACAGUGCAUUUGGAUCUUCGUAAGAUGCUGUUACCUGGAAACGGAGAUGAAAUUUGGCCUGAGUUUUCGAGGGCAAUUAAGAAAGUUGAAACGUUAAGAAAGAUUGAACUAUGCCGUUGCCCUGCAACGGUUGUAGAACAGUUGGCCCUAAGUAAUCCAAAAUUAGAAGUGAUCAACGCGGUUACGAUAAAAUGCGAAAGCAUGGGAUUAGCACCGUUAGUUUAUUUAAAAUGUUUGCAAGAAUUGAGGCUGAAAUCGACCGCUGGGUUUUCUUUAACUUCUGAUCUGACAGCUCUUAGCGAUCUAAAACAGCUUAAGCAUCUUUCACUCACGUCAAUUAAGGACUUAAACAAACUUAAUAUCGAUGUAAUUGCAGAUUUAUCGAAUUUGGUAUCUUUAGAGCUUGGAGAAUGUUCAGAUUUUCCAAAAUCAUUUGGUCACGAUAUUUUGUCGCGGUUGCACAAGCUGGAAAAACUGCGCUUAGAAAAGGGCCAGGGAAACUGUCACACGUUUGACAUUUUAGACGCUGUUAAAGGGAUGCCGCAAAUGGAACAACUAGAGCUUGUCAAUUUUGACAUUAAACCCGGUUUCGACAAAGCCCUGGGAGCAUGUACUAAUAUUAAAAAAUUGCUGAUAAUACCGACGUACAUAUCACAGAGCGCUACGACAAAUCACAUGGUCUUAGGAGGAGUGUUACGAUUACGGAAUACACUCUUACAUUUUGUAUGGGGCGUGACGUUAGAACUUUUGAGGGUGACUGAAUUGUUUGUGGAUCAGUGUGAAGAUCCGGAUAAAAAAGAAAAGAAAGAAAAACGUUCUGUUGGUAAUGGCGAUAGCAUUCCGGUGCUUAAACCGGUACCGUUAUUGAAGGAAGGGCAAACAACAUUAGACAUCCCCCCCGCACAAGAUCCUCCCCAAGUAGAGAUAUUGCCGCUACCCAAUUUACAAAAGUUGCUGUUACAAAGCUUGCCAACGACUCGUGUUAAAAUUUUGAAAAUACCCUUUCACGCUACGUGGCGGCAAAGUAUAACGGAUACAGUGAACUGAUGAAGUAGGUGUUAUUUUUUGACGAGUCAUAUCGUAAGCUGUUCGUACGGUAGAUCAUAAUGACGUCCUACGUUUAAAGGUGCAAAGUGAAAAAAAAAGAGCAAUUAUAAACUUACUGAACCACAUGUUGGUAAUCGGUUAAGAGUGUAGAUAGAACUACAAUGUUUUUAUGAAAGUAAUUAAUACAUACAUAUAAAUAUUAUUAAAGUAGUAUAUAGCUAUUAUGUUGAUUAUGUUUCGUCUUUUGGUUUCCUUUUGUAGCUCUAUGCAUUAUGCCUCUUGAAGACCACACUUCAAAUUUCACCAUAAGAGUAUAUAUGAUCGAAUUAAUUCAAUGGUUUUUCUUGUUUUUCUUUUUUUACAUUAAUAAAAUAUGAUCUCAUAUUUAAAUGGUUGCCUUAUAUUUAAAACAUUUUAGCUUUUUUUUUUGCUGAACGUAAUGAGGAGGAUAAACUAUAAAUCGCAAUGAUUAUAACGGACCAUCAGAAUUUGACUUAAUUAUUUGUUAAUUCACUUUAAGUUACUGUUGUAGAAGAGAAUUU